Molecule: messenger RNA, 2442 nt
Organism: Lagenorhynchus albirostris (white-beaked dolphin)
Lineage: Eukaryota; Metazoa; Chordata; Mammalia; Artiodactyla; Delphinidae
Gene: ZBTB48
Product: zinc finger and BTB domain containing 48
Exons: 8
Coding region: 97-2307 (736 amino acids)
Biological process (GO): regulation of transcription by RNA polymerase II
Cellular component (GO): nucleus
Molecular function (GO): RNA polymerase II cis-regulatory region sequence-specific DNA binding; DNA-binding transcription factor activity, RNA polymerase II-specific; protein binding
Source: RefSeq, a predicted model, not a curated record
CGGCGCGCUCUGACGUCACGUCCGGCGGCGGUGGCGGCGGCGUCGUCGUCUCUGAACGGACGGCCCGGCACUUAACGCCGGGGCAGUUGACGGACCAUGGACGGCUCCUUCGUCCAGCACAGUGUAAGGGUUCUGCAGGAGCUCAACAAGCAGCGGGAGCGGGGCCAGUACUGCGACGCCACCCUGGACGUGGGGGGUCUGGUGUUCAAGGCGCACUGGAGUGUCCUCGCCUGCUGCAGCCGCUUCUUCCAGAGCCUCUACGGGGAUGGCUCAGGGCGCAGUGUCGUCCUCCCGGCCGGCUUCGCCGAGAUCUUUGGCCUCCUGCUGGACUUCUUCUACACUGGCCACCUCGCCCUCACCUCGGGGAACCGGGAUCAGGUGCUCCUGGCGGCCAGGGAGUUGCGGGUGCCGGAGGCUGUAGAGCUGUGCCAGAGCUUCAAGCCCACAGCCUCGGUGGGACAGGCACCAAGUGGCCGGAGCGGGCUGGGGAAACCCGCCCCUCGGGAUGCGAGCAGCCACCUCGAGGAGCCAGCAAGCUGGGAGGAAGAGGAAGUUCCGAGGACGCUGGGCCAAACCCCCGGGGAUCAGGAGCUCAGCGGCAGUCCCAGCCUCCAGAGGCCCCAGCUUGGUCUCCCUCCUCAGAGUGAGAACCCCUCCUUCCUCCGUGGGAAACUCAAGCAGGCUCUGAAGCUUAGUCCCCCUGAGAACAAGGAGCCUGAGGAUUGCAGAGUGCCCCCAAGGCCCUUUGAGGCUGAAGGUGUCCAGCUGCAGGGCGGGAGUAACGAGCAGGAAACACACUGGGGAGAAACCCUUCGAGUGUCCCAAAUGCGGGAAAUGUUACUUUCGGAAGGAGAACCUCCUGGAGCACGAAGCCCGGAACUGCAUGAACCGCUCGGAACAGGUCUUCACGUGCUCCGUGUGCCAGGAGACAUUCCGCCGGAGGAUGGAGCUGCGGGUGCACAUGGUGUCCCACACGGGGGAGAUGCCCUACAAGGUCAGGCUCGGCUUGUCCCCAUGGCUGGGGGCCGAGGGGCGACCCCAGGGGCCCUCCCGCCUAGCCCUUUACCUGGGAUGGUGUCGGGGGGCCUCCCCCUCACCAGUCGUCGAGGAGCCCUGCCCUCCCUCCCCGUGUCCCCGUGUCCGGUGCUCCUGCAUCUUUGGGCAGGGCUGCCGUUUCUUUCCGCGGAGGGCAGCCUCAGCCUCGGCGUGGGCGUAGCACCAGAGGCCCUCCCCAGUGUGGCCUUCACGCCCGGUCGGGAGCAUCUCGGGCUGUGCCCUGCCUUUGGGUUCCCAACCUGGCAGCCUGGGGGCCUCAGGCGACCGCGGCCUGUCUUCCAGUGCGCCUCCUGCUCGCAGCAGUUCAUGCAGAAGAAGGACCUGCAGAGCCACAUGAUCAAGCUGCACGGAGCGCCCAAGCCCCACGCGUGUCCCACCUGUGCCAAGUGCUUCUUGUCCCGGACGGAACUGCAGCUGCACGAGGCUUUCAAGCACCGUGGGGAGAAGCUCUUUGUGUGUGAGGAGUGCGGCCACCGGGCGUCGAGCCGAAACGGCCUGCAGAUGCACAUCAAGGCCAAGCACAGGAACGAGAGGCCGUACGUCUGUGAGUUCUGCAGCCACGCUUUCACCCAGAAGGCCAACCUCAACAUGCACCUGCGCACGCACACAGGCGAGAAGCCCUUCCAGUGCCACCUCUGCGGCAAGACCUUCCGCACCCAAGCCAGCCUCGACAAGCACAACCGCACCCACACCGGCGAGAGGCCCUUCAGCUGUGAGUUCUGCGAGCAGCGCUUCACGGAGAAGGGGCCCCUGCUGAGGCACGUGGCCAGCCGCCACCAGGAGGGCCGGCCCCACUUCUGCCAGAUCUGCGGCAAGACCUUCAAAGGUGCCUUGGCCCUGCCCCGGGUGAGCCCCGGGUUGGGGAGAGAGGGCCACAGGGGCUGUCACAGGCUCCUCCACUGUGGAAGCUUCUGGCCCGCAGGCAGGGGCGGAGGCUCCCCAGGGCCUUGGGCAGUAGUGACCUCAGGGUGGCGCCGGAGAGCCUGGCAGGGCCCAGAACCACCGCCGCAGGCUGUGUCUCCUCUCCGGGCCGGAGCCCUGCUCCCGCCCCGACACUGGGCCCUUCCCUCCUGCAGCCGUGGAGCAGCUGCGCGUGCACGUGAGGAGGCACAAGGGGGUCAGGAAGUUCGAGUGCACCGAAUGCGGCUACAAGUUCACCCGGCAGGCCCACCUGCGGAGGCACAUGGAGAUCCACGACCGGGUGGAGAACUACAACCCACGGCAGCGCAAGCUCCGGAACCUGGUCAUUGAGGACGAGAAGAUGGUGGUGGUGGCGCUCCAGCCGCCCACCGAGCUGGAGGUGGGCUCGGCUGAGGUCAUCGUGGAGUCGCUGGCCCAGGGUGGCCUGGCCUCCCAGCUCCCUGGCCAGAGACUGUGUGCGGAGGA